Hypoxylon fragiforme is the source of this 1514-nucleotide messenger RNA. Its product is annotated as reticulon-4-interacting protein 1, mitochondrial precursor. Gene Ontology annotation, cellular component: mitochondrion. NCBI's taxonomy places the organism in Eukaryota, Fungi, Ascomycota, Sordariomycetes, Xylariales, Hypoxylaceae. Bases 194 to 1231 code for a protein of 345 amino acids. Gene Ontology annotation, molecular function: oxidoreductase activity. The transcript has a single exon. The record is from RefSeq and is a predicted model, not a curated record.
GUUUCACAUCAUCAACCAAUUGACUUCAUUCAUGUUUAAAAAAAAAAAAGAAAAAGAAAAAGAUUGUUGAAUAUAUACCUUGUAACACACUAUAAUGUAAAUUAUAAUUACAUAGUUCUCAUAUUCAAUACUUUAAUAUAUCUAUCAAUUUACCUACCUACCUCACCUAGCAAGGUAGACAACGUGCCCCAAAAUGUCCGUUACAACAAAUCCCAAGGCCAUGCGGGCCUGGACCUACACCUCAGCAAGCCAAGGCCUAGAGAAGAGCGUCAAGCUAGUUGAGGACGCCUCCCCGCCCUUCCUCCAGGAGCUUCCGGCCGACGGCAUCCUCGUCAAAGUCCGCUACAGCGCCCUCAACCCGGCGGACCACAAGAUCCCCGAGCUAGGCCUCCUGGGACGCGUGAUCGUCUCCGUCCCCGCAACCCCGGGCCUGGACUUCGCCGGGGUCGUCGUCCGCAUCGGCGAUGCCAUCCCCGACGACGCCUUCCUCGUCGGCGACCAGGUCUUCGGACGGAUAGCCCCCGGCCAGCACGGCACCCUCGGCGAGUACGUCUGUGCGCGGAUGGACGGGUGCGCCGUCCUGCCCAAGGGCGUCUCCCUCGAGGAUGCCAGCUGCAUCGGCACGGCCGGGCAGACGGCAUACCAAUGCAUUGUGCCGAACGUCAAGGAAGGGGACAAAGUGUUCAUCAACGGCGGCAGCGGCGGAACAGGGACGUUCGGGAUCCAGAUUGCCAAGGCCGUCGGUUGCUUCGUGACGGUCUCCUGCUCCGCAAAAAACGCUGAUCUGUGCCGCAGCCUCGGCGCCGAUGAAAUCGUCGACUACACGACCGAGGACGUGAGCCAAGUCCUGAAGUCCAAGGGCCCCGUCUACAAGCUGGUCGUCGACAACGUCGGCAGCUCGCCACGGGACCUUUUCAAGGCCGCCGACCACUUCCUGCUCCCCGACGGCAAGUUCGUGCAGAUCGGCGCGGGGCUGUCGUUCGGCGACAUCACGGCCACGGCAUCGAGGAUGAUGCUGCCGACGUAUCUGGGAGGUGGCAAGAGCCAAUACCAGUGGGUUGUUACCGAGAACCACCACGAGCACCUAGAGAAGCUGGGAAACUGGAUGAAGGAGGGCAAGAUAAAGGUUAUCAUUGACGAGGUCUUCGAGUACGCGGAAGUACCGAAGGCGGUCGAGUUUCUAAAGAAGGGGCAUUUGAAAGGGAAGAUUGUCGUGCGAGGAUGCACUUGAUGGGUUUAACAGACUUAGAAAUGGAUGACUGAUUGACUGGAUGGGAUUGGGUAAUACUUAGUUUGUAGCUGGCUAUUUGGAAAUGAACAAAAUCUUUGAAACUUACCUAGGUGUUUUGUGAUCUGGAACCCCGUUCCUUCUUUUUGGUUCAAGAGAUACUAGAACGAUGCUCAUUUUACUUAGAUGCUCGAAAGCUUUUCUGUCAUCCAAGUCGGUGAGUACCUAGGUAGCAACAAACUCGGUCCAUAAAACAGGUAUCUAACAUUUCAUUUUGGUGUUUGAG